Eucalyptus grandis is the source of this 2344-nucleotide messenger RNA. RefSeq names its product ATPase WRNIP1. The record is from RefSeq and is a predicted model, not a curated record. Gene Ontology annotation, biological process: DNA-templated DNA replication; regulation of DNA repair. Gene Ontology annotation, cellular component: nucleus. NCBI's taxonomy places the organism in Eukaryota, Viridiplantae, Streptophyta, Magnoliopsida, Myrtales, Myrtaceae. Gene Ontology annotation, molecular function: DNA binding; ATP hydrolysis activity; enzyme activator activity.
CAAUAAGCGGGAGAUGGAGGGGCAGACGUGAAUUUUUACCGGCACAACUCCCGCCUUUAUCAAUUCCUGCUUUUCGGGCUCCUACUUUCUUCUUCCUUAACUCCAUUUCCGACGUCUCCAAUGCCGUCGCGAACCGCCGUCGCCGCCGCCGCCGCAUCUUCACCGCAGUCUCUCCAUCUUCUCCUUCGACGCCGCCUUCUCCUCCUCCGGCUGCGCAGCUCGAACUGAGACAAACCCACGAUCGGAAAAAUGGAGAUGCAGCAGCUCCUGAGCAUGGGCUUCUCCAGCGAGCUGGCCGCCGAAGCCCUCGCCGCCACCGGCGGCAAUUCCACCCUCCACGCCACCGAGUGGAUCCUCGCCCGGCGGCCGCCGUCCUCGUCCUCUCCGGACGCCGCCAGCCCUAACCCUAGCGCUAGCGCCGGCGGCGGCCCCAAUCCCAGCCCCAGCCCGCCCCCGUUUCAGCCCAAGCUCGACCGGUUCUUCCACUUCAACUCCAAGCCCUCCUCCAACAAUCCUUCGCCCCCUUCUCCUCCGCCUCCUCCACCGCCGCCCCGGGCCGAGGCGCGGCCGCGGGACGACGGCUCCCCGACCUCGACUCCCCCCGAUUCCAAGCGUCCCAGGCUCCUUUUGCCGCAGCACCCGCAACCCGCUGUUCCCAGAGGGGCGCCGGAGAGGAAGGGCUCGCCGCCGCACCAACCCUUGGCGGAGCGGAUGCGGCCCCGGACCGUCGACGACGUCGUCGGGCAGGAGCAUUUGCUGGGCGGGAGCUCGCUCCUGCGCUCGGCGAUCGCGGCCGAUCGCCUGCCCUCGAUCGUGCUCUGGGGUCCUCCAGGUACCGGCAAGACCUCCAUAGCUAAGGCCAUUACGAAUUCCUCUUCGAGGGGGUCGGUGUAUAGAUUCACUUCUCUGUCUGCUGUGACUUGUGGGGUUAAGGAAGUGAGGGACGCGGUGGAGGAGGCGAGGAAGGCGAGGGUCAAGGGUAAUAGGAGGACUGUGCUGUUUGUGGACGAGGUUCAUAGGUUCAACAAGUCGCAGCAGGACUCGUUCUUGCCCGUGAUCGAAGAUGGGAGCAUCGUGUUCAUGGGGGCCACCACGGAGAACCCGUCUUUCCAUUUGAUCACGCCCUUGUUGUCGCGCUGCAGGGUCCUCACACUCAACCCUCUGAAGCCCCAUCACAUAGUGUCGCUCCUUGAGCGGGCGAUAGGCGAUUCAGAGAAGGGGUUAGCGAGGAGUGUUGAUAUGAAUGUCGAGGCGAAGGAGGAUGCAGUCGAGUUUCUGUCCACUAAUUGUGAUGGUGAUGCCAGGGUGGCACUGAAUGCCUUGGAGAUUUCGGCCAUAACUGCUGCUACACGGGUGUCCAAGCAGCAGCUGAAAUUGAAGGGCGGGAGCGAAAGCUCUGAUGGCAAUUUGUUGGCAGAUGUGGAAAAUGGGAUUGGUCCAACUGCGGCAAUCGUUACGCUGGAUGAUGUGAAGGAGGCACUCCAGUGUAAGCACCUAGCUUACGAUAAAGCUGGAGAUGAGCAUUACAAUCUAAUUAGUGCACUCCACAAGUCUAUGAGGGGAAGUGAUGCGAAUGCUGCCAUCUACUGGUUGGCGAGAAUGCUGGAAGGGGGCGAACAGCCUCUUUACAUUGCCCGGCGACUGAUCAGGUUUGCAAGCGAGGAUGUUGGUUUGGCCGACCCAUUGGCUCUUAAUCAGGCCGUUUCUUGUUACCAAGCUUGCCAUUUCAUAGGGAUGCCAGAAUGCAACGUGAUUCUUGCACAGUGCGUCGCCUACUUGGUUGCUCCGAAAUCAAUUGCUGUUUAUCGAGCAAUGGGAGCUGCACAGAAGGCAGUGAGAGAAUCUGUGGGGCAAAACGAGGGAGUCCCGCUGCAUCUGAGAAAUGCGCCUACCAAGCUGAUGAAGGAAAUCGGAUAUGGGAAAGGCUACAUAUAUACUCCUGAUGAUCCUCAGGCAGCGCAAAGCUACUUGCCACCCUCACUUCAAGGGUACAAAUUCCUGGACUGGCCAAGUACUAAUACACAUGAGAAAUGAGGAGCUCUUAAGCUCCCGCUGAGCAGUCUUUUUGGAACUGUAAAUUUUGCUCGUUAGUCACUUUUAUUAAUUCCUAAAUUGUGUGGUCGAACAAGUUCAUAGCCUCUUUUGCCAUCGCGUUUAUAAUUGCGUUGUUUGUUUUGGAGUAGGUUGAUAAAAGCACUGUUAAGUAUCUUAAGACUGUAAUUAGAAAUUUACGAAGUAGGAUGCUGAAUGUGCGGACUCUUUCCCAACUACAGUUUGUGCUCAUAUACUAGUACUAUCCUACUCCUUUUAAGACAGUUUGACAACUGAGACAUUUAUCUUCUCA